Molecule: messenger RNA, 16316 nt
Organism: Geodia barretti
Lineage: Eukaryota; Metazoa; Porifera; Demospongiae; Tetractinellida; Geodiidae
Source: the annotation of a GenBank genome assembly
UAUAACCACUCGAGUGUUGUACCUGUCAAGAAUGCUGGAUUUGGAAGGACUCUAUCUCGUCCGAUAAUCCUUGAUGAUGUUACAUGUAUUGGUAUCGAAGGCAACAUACUGGACUGUUCCUAUGACUCUGUCAGUAACUGUGACCAUUCAGAGGACGCUGGAGUCAUCUGUGGUGCAGUCUGUCGCAGUGGAAAUAUUCGAUUGGCAAUCGGAGACAUAAAUUCUAUCUACCAAGGUCUGAAAGAUUUUGAGGAUGACUUUUUCAUCAAGGAUGAACUAGCAAGGGGUAGAGUUGAGAUAUGUAUUGGAGGGAGAUAUGGAACAGUGUGUGAUGAUAAUUGGGACAACAAAGAUGCAUCUGUUGCCUGCUCUCAGCUUGGAUUCUCUCCUUAUGGAGCCGUAGCCAUCACUGGAGGCCUAUUUAGUAAUGCCUCAGUGCGAGUUGUAUUGGGUAGAGUGGAGUGUGUUGGGAACGAAACAGACCUCUUAGAGUGUUUGUAUGUGACAGAGAGCAAUUGUAAUCCCAGUGAAGUUGCUGCAGUCACCUGUCAAGAUCCAUCCACUGAAUUUGCUGACUGUACAACAGGAGAAGUUAGGUUCACAGACUUCACUAAUAGCUCAGAGGAGGAUUCUCGACAGGGAACUAUCCAGAUCUGUGUCAAUCAUGCCUGGGGCUCUGUGUGCAGUGAUGACUUCUUUGACAAUACUGAUGCUGCAGUGUUUUGCAAGCAACUGAUAGGAUUCACUGCAAAUGGAGCAAUGAGAAUACCAGCCACUUUAAUGUCUACAAGAGAUCUUCUGUUCCUGAGUUCUAUGAAGUGCUCUAGUACAGCCCAGUCUCUGCUGUUUGACUGCUCUCAUGACGAAACUGGUCUCGCAUCAUGUGAUGAGGAGUUUGGAUUUGCAGCAGUUAAAUGCUUCGAUAUCGAUGAAUGUGCUGAGAACACUGACAACUGCUCUCAGAAUUGCUCUGACACUCUUGGUAGCUACCAGUGUGUCUGCUAUGAUGGAUACACUCUGGACUCUGACCAACACACUUGCAAUGACAUUGAUGAAUGUAUGGAGGGAGGAGCAAACUGCCAUUCUAAUGCCACUUGUACCAACACUGAUGGCUCAUACAACUGCACUUGUGUGUACGGAUACAUUGGAGAUGGAGUAAACUGCACAAGAAUCAACUUGUGUGAAGUCGUACCCACUGACUGCCACACUAAUGCUGCCUGUCUGGACAGAGAUGGAGGCUAUGACUGUGAAUGUAAUGAUGGCUACACUGGCAAUGGAACAUACUGUGAAGAUAUCGAUGAGUGUUCCACCGGAAAUAACUCGUGUCAUGUAAAUUCCACUUGUUCUAAUACUGAUGGAAGCUAUGAGUGUGAGUGUGUUGGUGGUUUUACGGGUGACGGUUUCAAUUGCACAAAUAUAAAUGAAUGUGCUGAUGAAAACGGGAAUAACUGCAGUGAUAAUGCCAUCUGCACUGACACUAUCGGAAGUUAUGACUGUACCUGUUCUGUCGGCUAUACAGGGAAUGGUUUCGUGUGUGAUGAUGUUGAUGAGUGUUUAUAUGAAAGUUUUCCCUGUCACCCCGAAGCCAACUGUACCAACACAAUUGGCAGUUUCUUAUGCAAUUGUCUGCCUGGGUACACAGGAGAUGGCAUGAUCUGUAAAGAUAUCAACGAAUGUCUCAACAAAAAUGACAAUAAUUGUGAUCAGAACGCCGAGUGUAACAACACCGUUGGAUCAUACCUAUGUAACUGUGAGAUUGGAUUUUCCGGGGAUGGAUUCAGUUGUAGAGAUGUUGAUGAAUGUUACGAGGGAUUUCAUCUGUGUGACUCUCAUGCUGACUGUAGUAACAACUUUGGCAGCUAUGAUUGCACCUGUAUCAUUGGAUACACUGGGAAUGGAUUUGUCUGUGACUGCAGAGACGGAGAGAUUCUUCUGUAUGAUGGUAGUACACUCUCCACCAACCACUCCAAUGGAACUGUACUGGUUUGUCUGGACAAUGAGUAUGGCACUGUGUGUGACGACUGGUGGGACCCUCUGGAUGCCACUGUUGUGUGUACUCAGCUGGGAUUCUCAGCUACUGGCUCUCUGCCAGUGGUCCGCUCUGGUCUGGGCAGUCCUCCUAACAGGUCUAUCUUCCUGGACAAUGUGGUGUGUACUGGAGGAGAGGGCAGCCUCACAGAGUGUGGCUACACCACCAUCACUAACUGUGACAGAUCUGAGGAAGCUGGAGUCAGAUGUGAAGCAACAUGUAGUGAAGGUGAUAUCCGACUUGGGAUUGGGAACCUAACUCAAUUUUACUUGACUAUUGAUGAGAAGGAAGGUUACUACUUCAUCAAGGACGAAUUAGCCAGGGGGAGAGUCGAGAUUUGUGUUGCAGGGAGAUAUGGAAUAGUGUGUAAUGACCAAUUUGAUGCCAAAGAUGCUUCAGUUGUCUGCUCCCAGCUUGGAUUUUCAAACUAUGGCGCCAUUGUUUUACCUGGUGGAAAAUUCCAAGCGGAAGAACAACUGCCUGUUGUUGUUGGGAACGUGACAUGUGAAGGAAGUGCGAAUUUUCUCUUCGACUGCUCUGUUUCCAAGCCACUGGGACAGUGUCCAUCUGGGGAAGGAGCAGCAAUUGUGUGCCAGGAUCCACGCAGUACUAGUGAAGCCUCUUGCACAGACUGGGACAUCAGACUGGUGAAUGGUUCAAAUCCACUCGAAGGAAGACUUGAGAUUUGUUUCAACCGAGCAUGGGGAACCGUCUGUCGCACAAAAUUCAGCAUCAAAGACGCAAAUGUUACCUGUAACCAGCUGGGGUUCCCUUUCAAUGGGACAGAACUCUUGUUUGACAGUGGAAUUCCACCAGGCAGCGGACCAAUAUUUUUGGAUGAAGUACCGUGUGAUGGCCACGAGACAAAGCUUGAAUUGUGCAAAGGAACAUCUCCUGGCUUGUAUUACUGUACACACAACGAAGACGUGGUCAUCAGAUGUAUAGACUAUGAUGAAUGUUCCGUCAGUAAUGGAGGAUGUGAUCAGGUCUGCACCAACACCAUACCUGGUCAUCAGUGUAGCUGCCACGAUCUACACUCUCUGGAUAGUGACAACACCACCUGUGUCCCUAAUGCUGAGUGUACUGGUGGAGUCUGCGUGUGUCUAGAAGGGUUCACUGACAUUGGCAGCAGAAGUGGAUCGGGAAGUGCCAGUGGCAGCAAUGGAAGCAUUAACUGCAUUGAUAUUGAUGAAUGUUUGUCUGGUGACCACGACUGCAACAACAACAACUAUUGUGUUAAUGAGCUCAAAGGCUACAGAUGUGUUUGCAACCAUGGCUAUGAUGGGAAUGGCAAUAACUGCACAUGCAAGGAUGGAGACAAUCGUCUUGUGAAUGGAUCAUCUCAUAGAGAAGGGAGGGUUGAAGUGUGCCGCGAUAAUGUGUAUGGGACUAUAUGUGACAAUGGCUGGGGACUAUUAGAUGCACAAGUGAUCUGCAGGUCUCUCAACUUUUCUAAUGCAGUUCCAGAGGUACAUGGUAGAGCUUAUUAUGGUGAGGGUCGAGGGGAGAUCUUCUUGAGCAAUGUUCAGUGUAAUGGGAGUGAGAGCUCAAUCCUUGACUGCUCUCCAAGCCAAGUCCACAGUUGCAACCACUCAGAAGAUGCCGGUGUCAGUUGCGAAGCGAACUGUACAGAAGGCCGAGUAAGACUGCUGGAAGAGAAUGAUGAUCAUGACAUUGUGUAUUUCGAGGGGGACAUGGGAGCAGUGAGGGGCAGAGUUGAAGUGUGCAUUGGAGGGAAAUAUGGAACAGUGUGUGAUAACAACUGGGACUAUGAGGAUGCUUCUGUAGUCUGUUCACAACUUGGAUUUUCACCCUAUGGAGCACUCAACCUGACACAUGAAGAGUUCCACACAACAGUGGCACCUACCGUCAUCAGUGCCGUGGGCUGUAAUGGAUUGGAAACUAGCCUAACAGACUGUCCAUACAGCACUCUCACAGAGUGUGGCCCUAUUAGUGAUGCAGGUGUUGUAUGUCAAGAUAUUGAUGAGUGCUCAGAAAGUUUUCCUUGUGACAAUAAUGCCAACUGCACAAACACUGCUGGUAGUUUCAUCUGUGAAUGCAACAGUGGAUAUACUGGUAGUGGACUGUAUUGCACAAACAUUGAUGAAUGUGAGUUGAACUCGACAUGUGGAGAGUUUGCCGACUGUACAGACACUGUUGGUAGCUUUGAGUGUAACUGCAGUGCUGGAUAUGUUGGAGACGGAUAUAACUGCUCAGCAUGUGUGGACGGCGGUAUACUACUCUUCAAUGGAUCACACGUAUCUCCUGACUUCACUGAAGGAACUGUGCUUGUGUGUUAUGAGAGUGUCUAUGGAACAGUAUGUGAUGACUACUGGGACCAGCUAGAGGCCACAGUGGUCUGCAGACAACUUGGAUAUGAACAAGAUUUCAGUCAUGCUGUGCUGGGAUCUGGACUUGGAGGUUUUCAUGGCCCAAUAUUCCUGGACGACUUACUGUGUGAUGGAAAUGAAUCAAGUCUGCUGGACUGCCAUGGAGGCGCAGGAUCCCACCAGUGUACUGACCACAGCCAGGAUGCUGGGGUUAAAUGCUCGAGGGAGUCUCAAUGUGAAGAACAGAGUCUACUACUGGUAUCAGCAGAUGAAUGGACAGCUAAGGAGCUAUACUUGAGAGAGGGUGACCUCCCAUCGUUUGACUUCAUUAACGAUGAGAUCCACAGAGGAAGGGUUGACAUCUGUAUGAACGGCAUGUGGAAAUCCAUAUGCCACAGCGAAUUGUGGAAUAAUGUUAUUGCAAGUAUUGCCUGUAAACAGCUUGGCUUUUCAGAGUUUGGUGCUUUGGCGGUGGAUCUGGAGAGUUCUAGCCCUAACCAGCACACUGUUCAAUUCAGUGGACAUAAUGUGGGGUCAUUAAUGUACGGUGAUGAUGAUGAGUCCUGUGAGUCAGCAGCAGGAGUUGUUUGUCAAGAUCCAGUUACACCAAAAGCUGACUGUGCGGAUGGUGAAAUACGUCUCCAGGGUGGAGCAAACCCUCUGGAGGGCAGAGUUGAGAUCUGCUACAACAGAGCCUGGGGGACUGUCUGCGAAAGAGGCUUUGGGGAAAAUGAAGCAAAUGCUAUUUGCAAUCAGUUGGAUGUCCAGUUUGAUUUUGCUCACAGUGCCUCGAUUCCAAUGCUCAGUGCAUCGUUUGGUGAAGGACAUGGGCCUAUAUUUAUGGAUAGAAUUGGUUGUGAAGAAGAUACAUAUUUCAGGAAUUGCUCCGUAGUUGGACUUAUAGGAUAUCAUGAAUGUGACCAUUCACAAGAUGCUGGAGUCAUAUGUGAAGAUGUGGACGAGUGUAAGUCUUUGACUCUCAACAUAUGUGACGAUCCCUCGAGAGCAAACUGUAGAAACACCUACGGCAGUUUUGAAUGUGUCUGUAAACUCGGUUUUACUGGAAAUGGGUCCCAUUGCAUAGAUGUUGAUGAGUGUCAAGAAGGUAUUGCAGAUUGUGCGGAGAUGUGUAUUAAUACUGAAGGCAGCUUCGAGUGUGUCUGUAACAACUCAGGUUAUGCAGUAGUUGGAGAAAAUGGAACCUGUCAAGAUAUAAAUGAGUGUCAGCAAGAGAAUACCUGUCAUUCGAAUGCUUCCUGUAUCAACAUGCCUGGAUCCUACGUGUGUGAAUGCAAGCCCAAGUUCACUGGAGAUGGACACAACUGUGAAGCACUGAUGUGUGAGAAUGAUACCUGUGGUGUCAAUCAAAUCUGUAUGGAUACUAGUGAUGGUUUUCUCUGCAACUGUGAGGAUGGCUACAGAUUAUCAAACGAAAGCAUAUGCAUGUGUAGUGAUUGGGAUUUGAGACUUGUGAAUGGAUCACUGCUAAAGGAAGGCAGAGUUGAAGUCUGUUUCAACAAUACCUAUGGUUCCAUCUGUCAUAAUGGCUGGAGUGAAGAGGAUGCCCAAGUCGUUUGUAGAAAUCUGGGAUACAACAGCGAGAAUUCAUCUGCUUUCACCCACGCAUUCUAUGGCGCUUCUUCCGGUCCAGUACAUCUAACACGUGUCCAAUGUGAUGGAGAUGAAGACACACUCCAACAAUGCUCACAUAGUCAAGCCACAGAAGAAUGUGUGCACGAUGAAGAUGCAGGUGUCAGCUGCACAGAAAGUUGCAAAGAGAAUUUUGUUCGGUUACAAGUCGACCUACCAGAGAAUGAAAUAGAGUCUCACUACUUGAGCAAUGACAGACUGAGAGUUGGUCGAGUGGAAGUUUGUAUCGGAGGAAGAUACGGAACAGUUUGUGAUAACUAUUGGAACUAUGAGAGUGCCUCUGUCAUCUGCUCACAGCUAGAAUUCUCUCCUUACGGUGCUAUAGUGCUUCAGCCUUACAAUCCAUUCAGUGCCACUGACCUACCAGAAGCCAUCCGCUACCUCGACUGUGCCGGGAGCGAAACUCACAUUUCUCAGUGUCAGAUUGACCAAGAGCCUAAAGAGGACUGUGGAUUGUAUGAAGUAGCUGGAAUUGCCUGCCAAGAUCAAUCAACAAUGCCAGAUAGUGAUUGUGAGCAUGGUUCAGUGAGAUUGGGUGACGGUGUGGACAGUGAGGUGGAUGGUGUGGGUGUGAGGAAGGGAAGAGUGGAAGUGUGUGUCAACGGUGCAUGGGGAACAGUGUGCAUGGACUCGUUCACUACGGAGGAUGCAGAUGUGGUGUGCCAACAGCUCCCCGGAUUCCAGAUGGAAGGGGCCGCAGUACUACCAUCACCAAUACCUGGAGAGGGCCCUGUGUUCCUACAGGAUCUACGAUGUUCGGGAUCCGAGCAAAAUCUUCUGAAAUGCGACAUGACUACUGUACUGGGACUUGCUGACUGCGAUCAUUCUGAGGACGUCGCUGUUAGCUGUAUUGAUAUCGAUGAGUGUAACAACACCGAGCAUGCUGUAUGCAGUCAAAUGUGCAACAAUACAAUUGGAAGCUACAACUGCUCCUGUAGCAGUGGUUACAGACUCAAUGAUGCAGAUCUCAGCACUUGUGAUGAUAUAAACGAAUGCGAUGAAGGAUAUCAUAACUGUGACGAGAAUGCCCAAUGUACUAACACCAAUGGGAGCUUCAACUGUACAUGUUUAGGUGGUUACUCAGGAGAAGGGACUGAUGAAACAUGCACAGAUAUAAACGAGUGUGAGUUGGAAAUUGACAUGUGCGACAAUGAGGUGGUAGCAGUGUGUAACAACACAAUUGGGAGCUAUAAUUGUAGUUGCAAACCUGAAUUUACUGGAGAUGGAUUCAAUUGUACUGAUCUCAACGAGUGUGACAAUAAUAACGGUGGCUGCUCUCAAAUGUGUAACAAUAUCUUUGGUAGUUUCAACUGCUCCUGUGAAUCUGGUUAUUACCUUCUGGACGAUGGCUUCACUUGCAAUGAUACUAACGAGUGUGAGAAUAACAAUACCAAUAACUGUGAUGUGAUCAACGGUUUCUGUACCAACACUAUUGGCAGUUUUACCUGUGCUUGCAAUAAUGGAUACCUUGGUGAUGGCACUGAGGGAAAUUGCACAGACAUUAAUGAGUGCAAGGGGAUCAAUGAUUGUGACAUUAAUGCCAAGUGUAGGAACACGAAUGGCUCCUAUAUAUGCACCUGCCUCCCUGGGUACAAUGGAACAAAUGGAACAAGCUGCUCAUGUGAGGAUGGGGAGGUACUUCUCUACAACGACGGAAUAUUUUCUCAGAGUUUAAGCAAAGGGACGGUUCUGGUGUGCUACAAUGACACCUAUGGCACAGUGUGUGAUGAUCGCUGGGACUCCUACGAUGCCACUGUCGUGUGUAGACAGCUUGGAAACACUGAUGCAAAUGAAACAACAUCGAUACCAGUAAGGCAAUCCUUUUAUGGAUCUCCACAUGACCACCCCAUUUUCCUGGACAACCUUGUGUGCAAUGGAACCGAGGAUAGUCUACUGACGUGCCCUUGUAAAUAUGACAGCAAUGGAAUGGCAAUUGCCUGUCAAGUGGGAGAAUCAGAUUGCUCUCAUUCUGAAGAUGCUGGAGUAAGAUGUGAAGACUCGUGCGAGGAUGGAGACAUUCGACUAAUGAUAGACGACUACUACACGGCAGACCUCGACUCUCACUACGGGAACUUGUACAUCAAAGAUGAACUCAAGAUUGGUCGGGUGGAGGUGUGCGUCGACGGAGGAUAUGGCUCCGUGUGCUUUGAUGAUCUCUUGAACAGCAAAGCUGCUUCUGUCAUAUGCUGGCAGCUGGGAUUCUCACGAUAUGGUGCUCUAGUCAUCGGUGGAGAUCUAUUCUCAAACCAUUUGGUGCCUCCAGUGCUGAGACAGCUGAGUUGUAGAGGCACAGAGAACACGAUCAGUGAAUGUUCCAAUGAUACCAACAACAUUGGAUCGUGCCCUUCAACUGUUGCUAUCUGUCAAGAUCGCUCAACUGCGAUUGGAAACUGUGAAGACAACGAUAUACGUCUGGUGGAUGGGUCCAAUCCUCUGGAAGGUAGAGUUGAGAUUUGUCAGAACAAUGCCUGGGGAACCAUCUGCACUGAGGGUAUCAGCGAGGACGAUGUCGAAGUCAUUUGCAGGCAAAUUGGGAGACUUCCUCCUCGAGUUGAAAACAGUCCGGAGCCAGUUCUAAACGGAGAGUUUGGUGAGGUCUCAGCUCCAGUGUUUGUCGACGGAGUAGCAUGUGAUGGAACUGAAUUGAGCAUAGAGUCCUGUAUAACCAGUGCUCGCGUCGGAUUCAUCACUGACUCUUGUGCCUGUGAUGGUUGUGCUGAGGAUCUAGGAGUUAGAUGUCCAGAUGAAGAUGAGUGUGAUUUGAAAACGCACACCUGCCAUGACAAUGCAACGUGUACAAAUGAACCUGGCUCCUUUAGUUGUGCUUGCAACAGUGGCUAUUCUGGAGAUGGUUACGACUGCACUGAUGUCGAUGAGUGUGCUUUGAACACCAGUGGCUGUGCUGAGACUUGUAAUAAUAUUGAUGGCUCUUUCGAGUGUGGGUGUAUCACUCCUGGCUAUGAAAUAGGACCAGAUGGUCUAAAUUGCACAGAUAUUGACGAGUGCAGGAGUGACAAAGAGAAUAACUGCACAAUGUUUAGCAACUCUAAAUGUCUCAAUACUGAUGGAAAUUACACUUGUGUAUGUGCUGAUGGCUAUUCGGGAGAUGUGAACAACUGUACAAAUGUGAAUGAAUGUGGACCUGAUGGCACUAAUGAUUGCCACCAAAACGCAAACUGUACAAACACCAUUGGGUCAUACAUUUGCACCUGCAACACUGGAUACAGUGGAGAUGGGAAAUUGUGUGAAGAUAUGAAUGAGUGUGAGGAUAGUUCACUCAACCGAUGCAGUGUGAGUGCAGAGUGCAGCAAUACUGAUGGGAGCUAUGAGUGUACGUGUGUCAGAGGAUUCACUGGAAGUGGAUACUCCUGUGAAUGCGAUGAUGGCGAUAUUCGGCUGUCUGGAGGAGCUACUGACUGGGAGGGACGAGUGGAGAUUUGCCAGAGAAACUCAUACCUAACAGUAUGUGAUGACUUGUGGGAUGAACCCGAGGCAAAGGUGGUCUGCAGGCAAGUCAACUACACUGGAGAAGAUGUUGUGGCUCUAAAGAACAGCGUGUUUUCUGUUAAUGAUAGCAGGGUGUCUGAGAUAUUCAACAAAGCACUGCUAUGUGGUGGAGAUGAGGACACACUGAUGAAUUGCGUGGAAUACGAGGGUGAAGGAGGGAAACGCUGCCCCAAUGAUCACAGUGAGGAUGCAGGAGUCAUAUGCAAUGCAACCUGCACAGAAGGAGAUGUGAGGUUGAUAAAGGAUGAAGCACCCACAUCACAUGAAUUGAUUGACUAUGAACUAGCCAGGGGUCGAGUGGAGGUUUGUAUCAAUGGAACGUAUGGCAGUGUGUGCGAUGACUUUUGGGAUCACAAGGAUGCAUCAGUUGUGUGCCAACAACUUGGAUUUUCUCCAUAUGGUGCCAUUGGGGGUGGUGAAGAUCCAUAUGCCAAUGAUGUGCGUGAUGCUCUGCUGCGGUCUGUUCAUUGUAAUGGAACUGAAGACAGUCUUCUUGGCUGUCCCAUGAAUGCCUCUGGAGUUGAAGUCGUGAAUGAGUGUGGUCCACUGCAAGAUGCCUACCAAAAGCAAAAAGCAGAGUACAACGGAACAUGUCGAGACCGAGACCUGAGGCUUGUUGACGGAGCCACUGUCAGAGAGGGGAGAGUCGAGGUCUGCUACAACCAGGCCUGGGGAACCAUCUGCAAUCGUGUGUAUGGACCAGUUGCUGGAGGAAUACUAUGUGAUGAGCUUGGAUUCAGACAGUCAAGUACCUCAGCAAGUACAGGAGGCACACCGCUAUAUGACAUUCAGUCAGGAACAGGACCCAUAUUUAUACCAAGACUGUUGUGCUCUACUAACUCCACUGGCACCGACCAAUAUCUGGAAUGCCUUAAUGAGGUCAAUCUUGGACUCUCUGACUGUGACCACAGUAGAGAUGUUGGAGUCCUAUGUGAAGCGUACUGCCCUGAUGAAUCUACCACACUGUUGAAAGGCCACUACGAAUGGACAGAGAGAGAGGCUACUGCUAUUCAGAGUUUUCUAUGUCAGUACAAUGGGACGCUGACAGAGGGAGGAUGUGACAUUACUGAGGCCAAUGCAACCAGACGGUGCAGUGAAUACGGGAGAUGGGAGGAGCCUGAUGUCAGCAACUGUAUCUCUGAAGCAACUGCAAUGCUGUGUGAUAUUCGAAAUAUGGGAGUAACAGAUGCUGAUGACUCCCUCAUGGCCCUAGAGUUGGUACUGGAGCAGGCAACGGACCCUAGUGACCGCUCCAGCACCAACCUUGACACCAUCACCUCCAUCUUCCACACCGUGGCAGAGAGUGACUCCAUCGAAAUAAACAGAGAUGCCUUUGAGACUGCAACAACUAUUCUCUCUCAGAUUCAGAGCUGGGGAGUCGAUAACACCACCAGAGCUACACUCCAGAAUGGCUCAGCCGAGAUUAUACAGUACUAUGAUGAAAUGUCUCAGAAGCUGGCAAAUGAGCAAAAUCUCUCAGAACCUCUUAUCAUCAGCACAAAUUCUAUCACGUUCCGUGGGCAAAAAUUGGAUGAUUCAGUAAUGGCAGACGGUAUAAAGUUUUCUGUUGUGAAAAGUGGACAUGGUGAACUAACAACAGAAUCAGGAGCAGCAAACACAUCUCUUGAAACCAGCCAGGAGGCAUCUAUAUCUCUCCCUCCGUCUCUAUUUGAAAUGUUCCCCAAUGAUACAUUUACCCUACUGUUCAUGAUGUUCAAUUCUUCUGUACUUCUGCCUCAGUCACCAGGGAGCUCCAGCAAUAGCAGCAUCAGGGUAGCUAGUGGCGUCAUAGGAGCUACACUGAUGAAUCACACAAUAGCUAAUCUGACUAAUGAAACGAUAUCAAUCACUCUUCGGCUGGAAGAUCCUGACUCACAGACAUUGUCAUGUGUGGUAUGGAAUGAUGAAGUAGGAGUGAAGGGUGAUUGGAUAAGAGACACCGAGGGAUGUAGCUACACAAGGAAUGACAGAUAUUUUGUCACGUGUGACUGUAACCACCUUUCUUUCUUUGGAGUGCUUGUUAAUACAGAUCCCGUGGUAUGUGUGAUUGGACAAAUUCCAAAUGAGAAUCGAACUGGCUGUGAAAUUAUUCAUCCACCAAUCAAUCUAACAGAGACACAGUACACUGAGAACACUACUUACUCUCGAGUCAUCAAUGGAAAGGAGAAGAUUUACACGGUACAUGCAUGGGCACCAUUUGGAGUUGAGUGUAGUUCGGUGGAAACCCUUGACAAUGAGUUUGUAGGAAAAAUCACCUGGUACAAGAAAGUCGCAGCAGCCACUCCAGAUGGUUUUGAGCUUGUACCAGUAGAAGUGAUUCCAGUGAAUGUGAAUGCAACUGAAAUAAACUUCUUUGAAGAGAGUUCAGGUUCAGGACUAGCAGGAAUGGAGGUGCACAAUCCGGCAACGUCAAUGUCGACAUCAGGAGCUGAUAUCACUGACUUCAGUAACCUGACUUUGGACACUGUCGGGCAGCUAUAUGCAUACUACUACUCAAACACGUCAGUUGUUCUGGCUACUCGAUCUGCCAUCAUAUCUGAGAACGUUGAGAUAGCAGUAGGGGUAUCAGGAAAUCUUGAUGAUGUCUAUGUUUGUGAAGCUGAAAAUUUCCCCGAGAGAAACAACAGUGGAAUCAGCAGAAUCAACGUUACAAUAAAGGCCAUUACACCUGCGGAGUCUUCCCUGUUCCAACCAAUCUAUUUGAGGUUCUCAUCACGUCCUGUGGCAGACAUCCGAUCACGUCUCUUGUUCGGAUCAGAUGAUUUUGUCUUUGCCAUGUUUCAAACAAUGAUAUUAAGCAGUUUUGAUCCCCAAGACGUUCAGAGGAACAUAUCUUGUUCACGUCGUGGCUCUUAUGCUGGAAGUGAUCUAGAACGCAUCGAGUGCCUAGUGAGAGACAACAAAGAACUUGGAUUCUGUGAUGAAGAGACUGAGAAAACUAUCCAUGGAACUUACACAUGGGAAGAGACCCAAGUUGGAUCGCAUAACUACCAGAUUUGCGAGUUUAACGAAAAGCUAGAAUAUGAUCCACCUGGGUUUGCCAGUAGAUACUGCAAGAGCCCCUACGAAUGGAUGGAGUACAUGCCAGGAAGUUGCAUAUCUAAGACCACUUAUCAACUCUCCACCCUUGCAGAGCUAACGGUGACGGCAGACACAGCUUCAGGUUUGGUACAGAACAUAUCGACUGUCCUGAGCAGUGCGAACGAGGAGGACCAGACACCAGAUAACCUUGUGCGUGUCACUGGGGUGCUGGAGGGUGUGGUCGGACUGAUCAAUAAUGGAACCUUUGACAUCGAUGAAAAUUUCGCUGAGAACACUGUUGAAAUUUUGGACGAUCUGAGUGACUGGCCUGCUGAAGUUAUUGAAGAGCAGUCAACUGCAUUGGUGAUGUCGUUUGAGGCAAUAACUGCCAACCUAGUGGAACAAGAGAAUUUCACAGCACUUGAAAAAGUUGGUGAGGACAUUACCAUCAAGGCAGAGAGGAAUUCUACCACUCUUUACAAAACUGAGGGACGUUUUUUCAUUUUUACUGCGCCUAUCAAGCCCACUGAUGCAUUGCCAGCUGCAAAUGAAAGUGGCCUUGCUUCCGCUGCAAGUGACAAUGCCACAUUCUCCAAUGAAACUGGAGACAGUAACACAACCGUUUUCAAUACCACCGUUGAGAGUGACAUUUCUAUGUCGAACGACACCGUUUACUCAUCCAGAACCGAUGCUUCAUUCAACAGAAUAUCCAUUCCACCCAUUGCAUUUAGGAACGUCUCAGACAAUAAGACGGGAGUAAUUUUCUCCUCGUAUACCACAGACAUCCUCUUUCCACUUCGCCUCAACCAAUCCCAGAACGACACAUACAAGGCUAUCGGCUCUAGUGUUCUAUCAGGCACAGUGGCUGGGGAGAAUAUACAAGGACUAAAACAACCGAUAAACAUUUCCAUGAGUAUUAUUGUUUCAAACUGGUCAAAUCCGGUGUGUGUGUCCUACAACUUUAGUGAGGGUGAUGGUAACUGGUCAACUACUGGCUGCACAGUCCUGUCAGUCGAUAAGGACAAUGAGGUGGUGGUCUGCGGCUGUUCUCAUCUCACCAACUUUGGUGUGUUAGUGGAUAUAAAUGCUCGGGAUUCACCACCUAAAGAUAACAAACCUCUGAGAAUAUUUUCGAUAGUUGGAAGUGUACUUUCAAUGGUUGGUCUUUUCUUCAGUAUCAUCACUCUCUUGUGCUUCAAGAAAAUCCGCCAGAAGGAAGCUAGCAAGUUCCAUGUCCAGCUAUGUAUUGCCAUCUUCUGCAUGUUUUUCUUCUUCCUCGUUGGAAUCGACCGCACUGAAAGCGAAGUGGGCUGCACAAUCUGCUCCCUCCUUAUCCAGUACUUCACCAUGGCAUCUGUCGCACUCAUGGGAGCUGAGGCAGUGCUCAUGUUUCACAGACUUAUCAUUGUUUUCGGUCACAUUCACUUCCUUAUUCUCUCCAUCAUUGCCUGGAUUCUUCCAACUCCAUUGAUUGUCAUUGGAUUAGCUACGCUUGGAUCUGGCCACAACUAUCUCAUCUCGGAAGGAAAUUUCUGUUUCAUUAGUCACAUUGGAGUGUUCUUUGGCCUGUUUUUGGGACCAAUCCUGGCAAUUGUGUGCUUCAACACGGUCGUCUUUGUUAUAGUUCUCAGAGUUCUCAUCAAGCACUACCUGCGAAAAAUAGAUGACAUUGACAACAAGAAGAAAGUUUUCGGAACUUUCAAAACGUUUCUUAGCGUCGUUUCGAUUAUGUUCAUGUUUGGUCUACAGUGGUUGUUUGGUGCUUUUACCAUCGCACAGGCAUCAGAGGCGUUCCAGUGGCUCUUUGUCAUAUUUUCAACCCUUCAGGGAGUGUUCCUUUUCCUCUACUUCUGUGUUCUGGCUCAGGACGCUCGUGAACACUGGCUGAACCUCCUGACACUAGGCCGCAGAAAGCUCCAGAGACGAAGUACCGCAUUGUCUCGUUCCAGCCACAGCCACGCACGGUCUAACAAUCAAAAGCAUAGCUCAUCGUUUGGUUUGACAACCAAUCCAAACUACACCAGCGCACUCAAGAGAAACGUUUUACUUGCUCCUCCUAGUUCGUCUAGUAGGACCAACUCAAUCGGUGAAAGUUCAGCAUCCGAAAUGGCCUCCCCAAGAACUGCCCUGUUUGCCCUCCCUAACAGCAUCAUGGAAGAAAAAGAGACCGAGACUGAAUUUGUAAUUACCAACGGAAAUGUGUCGGACCGAGAUGAUAGCGAAUCAGGUAUGUCUGGGGAAAUGGAAAAGGUGGACCUGUGUCCCGAAGCCACUACAAUCACUAACACUGCCACAGCCGCAGAAGUCCCUCCACACAUUCUCGAGAGGCGAUUCAGGUUCCACCACACCCCACCCGCAACUAAAGAAGUUGAAAAAGUCGAUCCUCCAGUGACACCCAGACCUAUUGUGAUGCCAAAGGAACCAACAGUUGAAGUUCCUCCACAUGUCCUCGAAAGGAGGAGGUCUAGUGCUACUUUUCAAAAACCGGCAAAAAUUAAUGAGUUCUCUGUAUUAGAGGAAACCGAGGAGAAAGAUGAUAAUGGUGAAGAAUGGGAAAUCGAUGAUACAGCUAGUGAGACAAACUUUUAUGAUGCCAAUGAUUUUGAAUUUGGUGAUGAUUUCGCACAACUGUUGAACAUGUCUACACUCACAGAUGGAGAUUUUAGUGACUUUGAGGAAAUGACAUCAAACCUGUGAUCCAUUAUUUUGUGCAUCAUUUUUUACUUGAACUAAUCCUUUUCUGUAAUGAAUAAUUAUAAUAUGUGUCUCUUUGUUAAAGUACACAAACUAAAUGUCAUAAUGUAAAAUAUAUAUAACAUGUGAGUGUAUAUCAAAAAUUAAUGUGUGUCAUAAUUAAUUAUGUUUUAUUGACAGAUUUUUCAUGUUCAAUCUGUGGUAGAUCUCAAUGGUAGUUUCAUGACAUGGCCAUAGAUCAAAAUCAUUGGAGCCAAUGGUAGCUAAACCGUCCCUAAAAAGAAGGCAUUGAUCAGUCAUGAUAGCUAGUUACCGAAUUGCAAAAAGUACCUUGACUUUUGAAAGUAAUCUAAUCCUUUGCCCAUUCUCACCAUCCAACCAUUACUUAACCUGAUCUCUCUAUCAUGAAGAGUGUCUGAAUAUAUACUCCACUAUGAAGACCAUGGAAUACUCCUUAAAACGCUCCUCUAACUCAUUCAGAGAUGAUGCCUGUAGCGGCUCAGUCUCAGGCUCUCUGCCAGUGAUCAGACAAAUGGCCUUCAGCCAGCAACAGUUCCUGACGGCCAGCUCACAGAAACGCACAAAGUUGUGCAGCUGGUGUCUGGCCCUGAUGUAGGGGUCUCUCACUGAAAUACUCUCCACAUUGCCGUCCAUACAUCCACCAAACACAGAGCUGUAGCUGUGUCCCUUGUCUCCUGGUCUCACCUGAACACACCUUACUUUCUCUGUGGCCACAUAUCCUUCUCUGGCCUCCUGUUUGAGUACUUCAGCCUUUGCUAGAUAGACUUCUGCCUUCUUUCGCAGUUCCUUCUUUUCUUCUUCACUACACCCUCCCAUCACCCUCAGUAGAUUCUGUAUGCCUUCCUCGUAGCAGAUGAGAGCCUCUGAGUAUCUCUGCGCCGAGUCCAGCUCCACCGCUCGCUUCAGAAGGUCCUUCGCAGCGUCCAUUGGGACCCUACUAAUAUAUUCCCCGCCCACUUCUCACCACAUGUGGGCAUGCGUCAGCAUGUCUGCUCUCCCUAUACUGAGGAACACUAAAGCUGUGAUUUUUCAAGUCCACCAUCAGGGCCAAGCCAACCAACAGU